CAGGAAUAGAUCCAAGCUCCCAACAUCAGCACGAAACCUCACCCACCCCAGCCUCGCCUUCCGCAAAAAAACCACAACUCACCAAACACAGACAAUGCUCUAAACCAUCCCAAUCACCCAACCAACAAAACUAAAUACCAUGCGCAUCCGACUUCCCUUCGCCGGAGCCUUCCUCAUCCUCCUCCUCGGCGCGGCCUACCUCGGUCUCUCCUCCCUCCAGCUCGCUCUCCACAUCAACGACAAAGCCCUCCACUUCCUCACCUUCUUCCUCCUGACCCUCUGCUUCUACUGGAUCCUCGACACCUCGCGCCGCCGCACCCUCAACCUCACUCUCUCCAUCUGCACCGCCUUCCUCGGCGUCGGGAGCGAAUUCCUCCAAGCCCUCUUACCAAAUGGGCGCGACUUCGACGCCUACGACAUCCUCGCCAAUGUCCUGGGGAGUCUCGCGGCGGUGGGAUUGAGUACGUGGUAUCACAAGCGGAUGGUAGAACGAAAACGGCUGCGCAAGAAUUACUCCGCCGUGCCGGGGGAGGAUGGGGAUGGCGAUAUGGAUGUUGAACUUGGAGAGGGGGGCGGGGCGCAGGAGAGUGGUGUGGUGCCGGGACAUACGGCGCCGCAGGCGGUGAGUUUGGAGGAGGAGGUUGAUGCCUGGGAUGAGAAUGCGGAGGAUACGUGGGAGGAGGAUGAUGCGGGGGUUGUGAGUCCGGAGGGGGAGGGGGGGAAGUUGACGCCGAGUGCUAGUAGUGGGGGUGAUGAGGGGGAGGGGAAGAAGAGGGCGGAUUGAGUUGAUUGAGUUGGAAGAUGGCCAAAUUUUGAUGAUGGAUAUGAUUAGAGGGCGUUUGCUGGGUGUUCGGCGUGUAUACCAUUCGAAAAGAAAGGGGGAUUUUUUAUAUGGAUGUGGGAAAGGGUUGUGUAUUUCUGUGCUGUAGGAUCUAUAAACACUCUGCUUUGAAUGCACGGCGUUGCUAGAUGCUAUUUUUAAUUAAAGUGCAAUUUGGAAAAUAUGUAUGUAGUUGCAUUUAUUACUAAACGCC
Pseudogymnoascus verrucosus is the source of this 1034-nucleotide messenger RNA. RefSeq lists its product as uncharacterized. The transcript is spliced from 2 exons. Lineage: Eukaryota; Fungi; Ascomycota; Leotiomycetes; Thelebolales; Thelebolaceae. The coding region runs from base 140 to 784 and encodes 214 amino acids. The record is from RefSeq and is a predicted model, not a curated record.